AUGACGCCCGGAUCGCCCCGACUGUACGGUUCGCGAUCCAACCGGAUGUUCCCGGUGCGGCCGAGUGUUGCGUCCGAUCGUGUUCGGCCGCUGGCGGCGUUGUUGGUGCUGCUAGUGGCCCUUCUGCCGCUCGGUUGUGGCGAACUCGGUUCGGCCCGGGAACCGGCCCUGAUCCGGAUGGAGCAUCGCGACGCGCACCAGGGCCCGUCAUCGGCCGCCUCGUCGCAGCUGUGCGGUGGUGGGACGUUGACCGCCCCGCACGGGGUCAUCGCGACGCCCAACUUUCCCGCCCGCUUCCCGGUGCCGAUCAGCUGCAGCUGGAUCAUCGACGCGUCGGCCAUCGUUGGGGCGAACAUUUCGAUCGUGGUGUACCUGACGCAGCAGUACGUCCUCGGUGGGUUGCGUUUCACCGAGUACAUGUACUACAGCGACGACUACAAAGUGCCGAGCAUGAACGUGUACGAGCUGAGCGAGGACGACGUGACCAGCGUGCCGUGGCUUCGCUUCAACAGCCCGUACCUGGAGGUGCGCUUCACCAUGGACAGCCUGUACGGAACGCACCUUCGCGCGCUGGACCGGCUGCUGGAUGUGUACGGCUUCAACAUCACGUACGAGGUGGACGCGGUCAAGUCGCAAACUUGCAACGCGCUGCACUGCCGGUUCCUCGGCAACUGCUACGCCAAGCCGGACUUCUCGUCAUACUAUUGUGAUUGUUAUCCCGGAUUCAGUGGCUCCGACUGCGGAGAUGGACCACUUUGCAAGGAUGCAAAUAUCUGCGAAAAUGGAGGAACGUGCAAGCACGUCGGUGACAACGCCAUCGCCUGUAUCUGUCCGGCCGGGUUCAAAGGCAGCCGGUGCGAGAUCAGCGAGUACGACGAGAUCACAGGAUGCAAUCUGGAAAAGGAGGGCGAGGAUUGCUUUCGCCAAUGUAUCUCGACCGCUGACAGCCAGGACGUUUGCCGGUGUGACCAGAGCAUAUCGUCAUCUAGUCGAGGGCGAGCCAAGUACGAGAUGACGGUUCGUUUAGCCAACGCAUCCCACUUCGAGCUGAACGAGAACGGAGAGCAUCAACUGACGGAAAAUACAGUCACCGUGUUGGAAAAACAGAUCAAUCGGUUUCUGCGAAAUUUCAACCUGUCCAAAAUCAACGACUUGGAAGUGUUUGCCUUCAGGACGAACGGCGUGCCCGGCGGUGGAAGCACUUCGCCGAAACCGGGCUCGGCAAAGGGUAGCGGCAGCGACGUAAUGUUUCAAUUUUUCGGCCCCAAGUUCGACGCGGCCCGGGUGCGGGAAGCGAUGGAGAAGAUGACGGAGCGGGGCCGGAUCGGAAACGUCAGUCUCGCGCCCGGGACAAAGCUGUCCUUUCGCCAGGACGUCGGGCUGAUGCUGCAGUCGGUGGUCAUCAAUCAAAAGGGACCGAUCCGGGAGAAUACCGAGUUCAUACUGUCCUGUGUGGCGCAGGGCUCAUCAACGAUGUCCUUCCGGUGGUACAAGAACGGAUACUUCGUGAACGUGACCAAAGCAACAAGGAACAUGUGGACCCGACUGCUGCCGCUGGACUCCAAGGAUCACUACACGGCACUGCUCGGCAUCAACCGGGCGAACCGGCUUGACGAAGGCAUUUACACCUGUCAGGUCGCCGACAUGGGCAUCGAGCAGUGCCGUUCGACGAAGGUGCAGAUCCUGGCCGCACCGCAACUUCGCGUGGAUCCACCGAGCGUGACGCUUUUCCGGGGCGACUCGCUGCUGAUCCGAUGCCUCUCCCAAGACUCCGACCGGCGCUUCGGAAUGCUCGGCUACAGUUGGACGAAAAACGGUGCCCUGUUUCAGUCCGAUCCGAACGGCGAGCUGUGGGAGGAUCUUUUUCCGGACGGGAGCAUUCUAAAGGUGAACAAUCUACAGAAAUCUGUCGUCUACACCUGCAUCGUGUCCAACUCGGUGGCUCCCGUGUCGAGGAGUGUCCACGUGACGGUGGUGGAACCGGGUACCGUCACCUUGUGCCCGCAAAGUAACGACUUUGGCGUAAGCUGGCCGGCGAGCGCUAGCGGACCGGCCGUUCUGGCCGAUUGUCCCAAGCGCGGUACGGGGCUGGCGAGUCGGAUCUGUGAGCAGCGAGACUUUGGACGCCCCGAAUGGUUGGUGCCGGAUUUUUCCGACUGCAUACCUGAGGAAGUGACUGAGAUAGAAAACGAGUUUCGCGGCCUAACCUACGGCUACCAGAAGACGAACGGUUCCAGCGUGCUCCAGUCGUGCCUGAAAUACGCAGCGACCCACGGGACAUCCUUUCUGCCGGGCGAAGGAGGCUUCCUGCUGGGAUUACUGCAUGAGGUAUACAGCUACAUCGAAGCGACCGGAACGCGCCACGAACAGGAAAUCGCCUCGGACAUCAUUUUACGCAUCGUGGACGUCAUCAUGCAAAACAAAGCGUCACUCAACAGCCAACAGCAAAUCAAACAACUGCAGGAUCUGGUGCAGGCCGCAGCGCUCAACCACGAAACAACGAUGGCAGCACCGAUCUCCUCCUCGUCCUCUUCUGCCCUCGGGCCGGCGUCGGCCGGUGGUCCGGGGGUGAAGCAAGCCGCCUCCACCACCGCCACCCAUCAGCUCAACUCGUUCUAUCUCUACACGGAAACGGUCAAGGGAUUGCCGUUCAGUUUGCAAAUCUACGGCGAUCAGCUCUACUCCGACCAGCUGUACAUGGCCAUGGAGCGCUCCGGAUCACUGCAGGACAUCGUGGCAAACGGCACCGUGCUGGUUACGGUGAUAUCGUACAAGAAUCUCACCAGCUUCCUGCCGCGGUUCUACUUCGCCAAAAAUAGCUUCGGUACCGAUAUCGACUACAUUCCGGCGUCGAAAAUAAUCUCCAGCUGGCUGUACUACGCCAACCGGACCGGCAGUGAAACGAACCAACCGCUACACGUGCCACUGGAGGCGGCCCACGUGGAAAUCAUUUUUCAGCACGAAAAUUCGCCCACCAGCGAAUGGAUCCCACUGUGCGGCUACGACGCGAAGGCAACGUUCGAACCGACUUGGCGCACGGAUCUGUGCAUCACCGAGAACCUGAUGGAGAACAUCACGCGCUGCAUAUGUCCACUGUCCGGCACAUUCGUGGUGCUGCUGGCGAAGAAGAACUACAACCCCUCCGUACCGAAGACGUCCGCCCGGCCAAUAUUCGUCGUGAUCUGCUGCGGAUGCUGCUUCCUUCAGUCGUGCGUCGCCUUCGCCAUCAUGCUGCCGAUCCUGUAUCAGCGCCGGUGCUGUGUGACCUUUUUAAAAAUGCAAUUCUGCUCCGCCACCUCGCUGGCGAUGGCCAUAUUCGUCCUCGGUUUGCUCCAGCUCUUCCCACCCGAAUGGUACGCCCUGGUGAUGGCGCUGCUGUCCGGAUUUCUGCUCCUCAGCACGUCGACCCUGGUCGCCAUCACGGUGCUGGUCACGACGGAGCUGCACGGUCCGAGCCGCAAGCUGGUCGCCGCCACCAACCUGGCCACCGGCAUCUCGGGCAGCAUCGGGCUCAGCUGGUUCCUGCCGAUCCUGUGCGCCACCUCCACGCCGCUCGUCUACAACGUGAUGCUCGAGUCUCCGCCGCACUGGUGGCACGAGGCCGACUCCUUCGGUUUCGUCCUGUUCGUCGUCAUCGAGGCACUGUUCGUGGUGCUCUUCGUGCUGCUCUUCCUCACCCUCAUCAAGCGGCUGCUGUACCUGGCCCGGAAGCACGACAAACACAACGCUUGCAUCGUACGGAGGAUCGGGCUGCUCUACCGGACGGGGUUGCUGUUCGUGUCGAACGUACUUUGCCACACGUUCUACCUGGUGUACGUCAACACCGACGGCCAGCCGUCGGGAGGUUAUCUGUUCGGUGGCAACAGUAUAGCGCUGGGGUUCUGUGUAUUGUUUAGUUUUGUGGUAAAGGCAGAGCUGAAGAACGACACGACCGAGUCCACCAGUAGCAAGUCGAGUACUAAAAACAGCUUGGACGAAAACUUUUGCUCGGGAUCAAUCAAUAGUCCGUUAAGUUUUUAUACAAAUCAGGAAUUAGAUAAGGAUAAUGAAUGCCUACCGUCGGCAGGUAAGACAACGAAGAUUCCUCUGACAAUACUAUCGUCGCAGCAGCAGCAUCAACAACAACAACCGCCAGGGCAACAACAACAUCAGCAACAUCAAGGACAACAACAAACCCCGCACAUAACGACCAUCGAGCCUUGCUUGCACGUGGACCUGGAGGGGCACAGUAUGGACACGUUUCUCGGUGGCACCGGUGCGCUCUGUAACUACGCCAACGUAACGACGGCCCCGUACGGAGGCUAUGAUCUCGCCGGAAGCCUUCUCACGGCGAACACCGUUGGGACCGCGGGACCACUUCCCGCAACCGCACUGAUCACGAUCGAAACCGGUCCCAGCCUGGUGAUAGGAGGGCCACCGGGUCUUCCGCUUCCGACAUCGGCCAACACCGGCGCGGCUAGCGUGAGCAUCGAGUGGCAUCAGCAACAGCAACAGCAGCAGCAGCAGCAGCAACACUCACACGCGUGUGGCCACCGGCCGGAACCGCUGCCUGCUUCGGUGAGCUUCCUGCCGACGAUUUCGGCCGCGGAUACAAGCGAUUUCGUUGGCGUUGGCACGCUGGACAUCCUCAAAGGAGUUGGGCAAGACAGCAUCAUCGGAAUACGGAGUAAAGCGCUCGAGGUGCACGACGGCAAGAAAGUAGUUACUGUAAUCGAAUCACCCGGCCAGAUGCCACCGACGGCUGGCCCCACACCAAGCUCAACGUCACCGUCCUCGGCUCUCGGUGGAUCACUGCCCCGGACGGGAAAAACAAUCUCGGCUGCCACGACGACGAUACCAACGACAACGACGACACCGCCAACGACGACGUCAACGACAACGGCACCGGCGGCCGCAUCGGGAACGAGCGGAUCCCAAGUGUCGAUCCUGCCGUACUACUCCGACCAGCAUGCUCAGAAACCUCUACCGAUGCCACCGACCAUUACCGUCACGUCAACCGACGAUCCGGGGCACAUCGACGGCAUGCUGGACCGAAUCUCGCACGAUCUCGACUACCUGCUGAACCGUACCGGCGACACCGGUCCCUCUGUCGUCGCUAUACAGCUGCGACCGACCACUGGAGGUGGUGGCGGUGCCGCGCCGGCGGUACCCGGUUCCAUUAGCGCACCACUAAUACCCACUUGCCACAGUGUUCACGAAGUAAUUAUCGAAGAGUCUGAAGAAGUAGAUAGCUAA
Anopheles coustani is the source of this 5235-nucleotide messenger RNA. RefSeq lists its product as uncharacterized. Gene Ontology annotation, cellular component: membrane. Gene Ontology annotation, molecular function: G protein-coupled receptor activity. The coding region runs from base 1 to 5235 and encodes 1744 amino acids. The transcript has 25 exons. Lineage: Eukaryota; Metazoa; Arthropoda; Insecta; Diptera; Culicidae. The record is from RefSeq and is a predicted model, not a curated record.